Molecule: messenger RNA, 474 nt
Organism: Homarus americanus (American lobster)
Lineage: Eukaryota; Metazoa; Arthropoda; Malacostraca; Decapoda; Nephropidae
Product: 4-coumarate--CoA ligase-like
Exons: 3
Coding region: 40-453 (137 amino acids)
Molecular function (GO): CoA-ligase activity
Source: RefSeq, a predicted model, not a curated record
GUGGCCUUCUCUCUCCUCCCUCAUGGCACACUGAAGAAGAUGUGGGUCCUGGGGAACGACCCCACCAGACCCUGCAUCGCUCAACUCAUGACCCAUGACCCUGUGCCUCCCUCCACUAAGGCUGAAGGGCUGGACUGGGCCAAGACUGUGGCUCUGUUGCCCACCUCCUCUGGCACGACGGGCCUGCCCAAGGCUGUCAUGGUGACUCACCGUAACUUACUCAUCAACCACCUGAGGAGCCAGUACCAAAGUGUUGUUAACCCAAGCGCCAGUGAGGGGAGAAAGGAGAUAUUUAAGAGUCUCUUGUUGGUGCUGCCUGUGUGUCAUCUCUAUGGCUUCGGUAUAGUUAUGGGACGCCUCUUGGCUGGUGGUACAACCAUCUUCCUCUCAAAAUUCUCACCCAAGAGGUAUUUUGAGGUCAUCCAGGAUUUUAAGGCGAGUGUGAAAAACUGAAAGGCGUAAAAUGAGAAGUUG